Molecule: messenger RNA, 1188 nt
Organism: Gryllus bimaculatus (two-spotted cricket)
Lineage: Eukaryota; Metazoa; Arthropoda; Insecta; Orthoptera; Gryllidae
Source: the annotation of a GenBank genome assembly
GUGCCAGUGGGUUCGCGAGGGGGCGCCGAGAGGCAUCGUAAGUGAGGGGAGAGUGCGCAAACUUGCAGUGACUCGUUUUGUUCUCGGGAUUUCGUGUCUCUUGAAAUAACUUCGUUUUCUGUUAAUGCUAUUCUUUAGACGUAUCUUUUAUAUGUUGUGGAUGUGUUUCGUGUAUUAUGUGUUGUGUUGGAAGUUGUCUAAAUCGCAAUGGCAGCGUUUUUUUCUUGUCAGUACAUUGAACAUAUAUAGGCAAUGAAGUGUUGUCAAUCACCUUCUCCGUAAACUUCAAGACGUGAGUGGUUACAGUGACAAUUUGCUUCGCCUCUAGCCGCGGCCGUCGACGUCCCGAGCGACGCUGGCGGGCGCGGACGGCCUGCUGCUUGCGGGGGAGCGGGGGCGUCGGGCGCCGCACGCCGCUGCCGUGAUGGGCGCGGCGCGCGCGCUGCCCAAGCUUCAAGUCGGGCGUGGGGUCGCUGGAACCGGCAACCCGGCCCCGCCGCCAUGCGCCUCGCUGGACAACGGAGCGCCUUGCAGUGCGAGGUGCCGAGCUGCGCAAGCUGGUCGCCGGGGCGGGCGGUGGGAGCAGCCGCCGUGACGGCUGCGGCGGCGCGGCGGGGGCGUCCGGAGGCGACGAGUCAUCGCGCGUGGCGGGUUGGAGCUGGAGCUGCCCGGCAGGCGCGGGAGGCCCCUCGGCCGGCGGACCGCAAGCGCCUCAAGGCCGAGAAGUUCGACCUGCUGAACCAGAUGAAGCAGCUGUACGGCACGCUGGAGGACAAGGAGAAGGAGCUGCGCGACUUCAUCCGCAACUACGAGCAGCGGAUGAGGGAGAGCGAGGCCUCGUUGCAGCAGCUGACGUCGGAGCGCGAGGAGCGCGAGCGCGAGCGCUGGAGCCUGCUGCGGCACGCGCGCGACGAGGCCGAGCGCAGCCUGGCGCUGGCGGCGCAGCUGGAGCAGCGCGACGCGCAGCUGCGCGCCCUGCAGGACCAGCUCGCCGAGGCGCGGCGGCAGCUGGGCGGCGGCGGCUCGGACCAGGAGAGCCUGGCGUCCAUGUCGCUGUCGGUGUCGCGCGUGAACGGCUCGUCGACGGGCGGGCUGCCGACGCCGACGGCCGGCUCGGGCGCGGGCGCGCUCGCGCUGGGGCUGGCGACGGGCGGUGGCAGCGGCGGCGCGUCGUCGUCGGCGGCGUCG